Trichoderma asperellum CBS 433.97 is the source of this 1617-nucleotide messenger RNA. RefSeq lists its product as uncharacterized. Gene Ontology annotation, cellular component: plasma membrane. Gene Ontology annotation, biological process: transmembrane transport. NCBI's taxonomy places the organism in Eukaryota, Fungi, Ascomycota, Sordariomycetes, Hypocreales, Hypocreaceae. Gene Ontology annotation, molecular function: transmembrane transporter activity. The record is from RefSeq and is a predicted model, not a curated record.
AUGUGGUCACUGAGACAGCGUCACCAAAUUAGAGCUCAGGUCAAUCGAGAGCUCAGACAAAGGACAGAAUCAACAGACAAGCCAUUAUUAGCUCCAGGUUCUAUCGACCUCGAAGGCACUCGACACCCAUCUGCAAGUCUUAAUGGAACAUGUUGGUUCCAUGGCGCGGCUGGCGUUCAAAACUCGGAUGAGGAGCAACCGAGCAGUUCAACCAAGGGGCAUAUCCUAGUCAAAAGUGAACCCGGGGACCCUCUCAAUCCACAGAACUGGCCGUUGAUUUCACGAUGUAAGAACAUUGCCAUCUUGUCGUUUCUCAUCUUCGUCCAGGGCUGGGCAGGCGCUUCUGAAUCAAUGGCGAAUUCAGCAGCAAGUUCGCACUUUCAUGUCAGUCAAGUCGCCCAGAACUUGGACACGGCAAUGUAUCUAUUUGGCAUCGGGAGCGGCGCUCCAUUUGCUGGUCCAUUGUCUGAAACAGUGGGGAGAAAUCCUGUAUACUUGAUCGCAACGUUUUGCUACCUCUUCUUCGUCUUUGGAUCUGCAAUGGCGACGAACUUUGGAGGCCGUAUUACGUGCCGGUACUUUGUGGGCUUAUUCUCCAGUGCCACCCUAGCAAUAAAUGGAUCGAGCGUUAGAGACCAAUUCAGAGAUGUGAAAAGGGCAUUCGUUUUCCCAGUGAUAGCUUGGGCCAAUGUAAUAGGUCCUCUGGCUGCCCCAGUAGCGAGCGGAUGGCUAGUAUCCAGUCCCAGCCUGGGCUGGCGAUGGGCCGACUGGAUGACUUUAAUCAUAUCUGGUGUUGCAUUCGUGGUCGCGACGCUGUUUCUUCCAGAAACAUACUUGCCGCUGCUUUUGGAUUGGAAAGCGAAAGAACUUCGACGUGCGACUGGCGAUCUGCGAUUCACAUCCGAGCACGCAAUGGCAAAUAAUUUUCUUCAUCGCCUAAAGCACAAUGCGAAACUUGGCAUUACCUUUUACCGAACAGAAAUCAUUGUAACGGUAUUGGGAUUUUACCUGCUACUGCUAUACACGCUGCUCUUUACAUCCCUGUCAGGCUUUGACUUCAUCUUCAAGGACACGUACCGGCUUUCCACUGGACUUACCGGCAGCUGUUUUGCCUCCAUCGCGGUUGGGUCAACAGUCUUCACAUUGAGUGCACCAGGUUUAUACAGCUGGGCUCGCAACGAUACGGAACACGUACAUGGGGCACAUGUUGAGCCUGAAUUCCGAUUAUGGCCCGCAAUUGUCACGGCGCCCAUGCUACCCAUUUGUCUCUUCUGGCUCGGUUGGACCAAUUACCCGCGCAUAUCCAUAUGGUGCGGUCUAGGCGCUUGUUUUGUCUUUGGCGUUGUCUUGACCGCCUUCUAUGUGAGCAGCUACGAGUAUAUCAUAGACAGCUAUGGAGAGCAUUCGGCUAUCGCUCUUGCAAGCGUUACAGCCGUCCGGUAUUUGGCUGCGGGAGGCAUGGUCAUGGCCACCCGCCCAAUGUACUCGGGCAUUGGCGUACAUUGGACAUUGACAAUCAUGGGCUGCAUUGCGGCUAUUCUCAGUCCUGCGCCGCUUCUGCUUUGGCGCUACGGUCCCAAGCUCAGGAAGAAGAGCGAGUACGCAAAGGACCCGUAG